This is a messenger RNA of Aureobasidium musti, 1047 nucleotides long. Lineage: Eukaryota; Fungi; Ascomycota; Dothideomycetes; Dothideales; Saccotheciaceae. The record is from the annotation of a GenBank genome assembly.
CUCCACCUUCUUGAGCUCGCCAUCGCCCUAGGGUAUUGCGAUAACAGUAGACCUUUUCCUCUCAAUCUUGUUGACUGUCUCUCAUACUUGCCAGAUCUUAUCAAUCGCAUGUUCUUCCGCCGUCUCGUCCAACCUCUACGAACUGUCCACUCCCUCGUUUCCAAGACACGUCCAAACCUCGUCCCGUACCCCGCAUCCCACGUAUACCAACUCCGCACAAUGGCUACAGCAAUGGGCAAACGCCUUGAAGGCAAGACAGUCGUCAUUACCGGUGCCUCUUCAGGCAUUGGAAAGAGCACCGCUCUCGAAUUCGCACGCACCAGUCCCAAGAACCUGAAGCUUGUUGUUACUGCACGCCGCUUGGAAGCCCUGCAGCAAUUGAAAGAGGAUAUCAACAAAGAAGUUGGUGAUGGUGUCAAGGUCUUGCCUGUCAAGCUUGAUGUCAGCAACCCAGAAGAAGUCAAGAACUUUGUUGGAAACUUGCCAGAGGAGUUUAGGGAUAUUAAUGUUUUGGUGAACAAUGCUGGUCUGGUUAAGGGUGUUGCCAAAGCCCCUUCAAUCGCUGAACAAGACAUGAACAUCAUGUUUGCAACAAACGUCACAGGCCUCAUCAACAUGACCCAAGCCGUCCUGCCCAUCUUCCUCGCCCGCACUGAAGGUUCCUCAGGCCUCUCCGGCGCCGGCGACAUCAUCAAUGUCGGCAGCAUCGCAGGCCGCGAACCCUACCCUGGCGGCAGCAUCUACUGUGCCACCAAAGCCGCUGUCCGCUCCUUCACAGAAUCUCUGCGUAAAGAGUUGAUUUCGACUCGUGUUAGAGUCAUUGAGAUCGAUCCUGGACAGGUCGAGACUGAGUUCUCGGUUGUGAGAUUUUACGGCGAUAAGAAGGCUGCUGAUAAAGUGUAUGAAGGUUGUGAACCUUUGACACCAGAGGAUAUUGCAGAGGUUGUUGUGUUCGCAGCUGGUAGGAGGGAGAAUGUUGUGGUUGCUGAUACCUUGAUUUAUCCCAACCAUCAGGCCGCUGCUACGGUCAUGCACAGAAAGACUUAA